Petromyzon marinus (sea lamprey) is the source of this 2897-nucleotide messenger RNA. It is a transcript of the gene KLHL26, whose product is annotated as kelch like family member 26. The record is from RefSeq and is a predicted model, not a curated record. NCBI's taxonomy places the organism in Eukaryota, Metazoa, Chordata, Hyperoartia, Petromyzontiformes, Petromyzontidae. Gene Ontology annotation, molecular function: protein binding.
GGCAGUCCAUGCUCAGUCACGUGACACGGACGGGGCAAGAUGGCGGAGUCUGGGGCAGGAGGAGUGGAGUUCGCGAUGGAGCCGAGCGACGCAGACAUCGGCGGCGGUGGCGGCGGCAGCAGCGCGACGGAGCGGCCGAGCCUGCUGCGCCGCACGUUCACGGCGGCCGGGUACAGCGGCUGCCUGCUGCGCGGGCUGGCGGCGCUGCGCGACAACGGGCAUCUCCUGGACGUGACGCUGCUGGUGGAGAACGCGUCGUUCCGCGUGCACCGCGCCGUGCUCGCCGCCUGCAGCGACUACUUCAGGGCCAUGUUCACGGGCGGCAUGCGCGAGGCGAGCCAGCGCGAGAUCGAGCUGCAGGGGCUGUCGGCGCGCGGCCUGCAGCACAUCCUGGACUUCGCCUACUGUGGCGAGGUGACGCUGGACCUGGAGUGCGUGGAGGACGUGCUGGGCGCCGCAGUCUUCCUGCAGAUGGCGCCCGUCGUGGGGCUCUGCGAGGACUUCCUCAAGUCGGCGAUGAGCGUGGAGACUUGCCUUGGCGUGGGCCAGAUGGCGACGGCGUUCAGCCUCGCCUCGCUCAAGGAGUCGGUCGACGCGUUCACCUUCGCGCACUUCCUGCAGAUCGCCGCCGAAGAUGACUUCCUGCAUUUGCCGCUCGACCGCCUCGUCUUCUUUCUGAGGAGCAACCGGCUGCAGUGCUGCUCCGAGGUGGAGCUGUUCCAAGCGGCGAUUCGCUGGCUGCGGCACAGCGAGGGGCGGCGGCGCGUGGCGCCCGAUGUCCUAGCCCACGUGCGCUUUCCGCUCAUGAGCUCGGUGCAGCUUGUCGAUCACGUGCAGCCCGUGGACAUCAUGAUGGAGGACCCCACUUGCCGCAGCUUCCUACUCGAGGCCUUCAACUUCCAGGUGCUGCCCUUCAGACAGCACGAGAUGCAGAGCCCGCGCACAGCCAUCCGCUCGGACCACGUGUCGCUGCUCACCCUGGGCGGGACGCCCUACAUCGACCUGGACCGUGCAGUCAGCACCAAGGUCCACUUCCUCCCCGACAGCUCCUCCCGACACUUCAAGGAGCUCUCAGAGAUGGCGGUGGGCUGCAGCCACCCGUGCGUGGCCGUGCUCGACAACUUUGUGUUUGUGGUCGGGGGGCAGCAGGUGCAGUACCGCAGCGGUGAGGGCGCCGUCAGCGACUGUUUCCGCUACGACCCGCACCUCGGCAAGUGGCUGCGCCUGCAGCCCAUGCAGGACGCCCGAAUACAAUUCCACCUGGGGGCGGUCGAUGGCGCCCUGUACGCCGUGGGCGGGCGCAACCGCACGGGCAGCCUCGCGUCGGUCGAGCGCUACUCGCCCAAGGACAACCGCUGGCUGUACGCGAGCGCGCUGAAGCGGCGCACGUGGGGUCACGCGGGCGCCACGCUGGGCGGGCGCCUCUACGUGGCGGGCGGCUACGGCAUAACGGGCGAGGACAAGCGCGCGCUCCAGUGCUACGAGCCGUCGCGCGACGCCUGGGAGUUCCGCGCCGCCAUGAGCGAGGCGCGCGUACUGCACUGCAUGGCGGCGGCGCGGGGGCGCGUGUACGCGCUGGGGGGGCGCGCCGACCAGGUGGAGCGCUGCUUCGACGUGCUGGCGGCCGAGUGCUACGUGCCGGAGGCCGACCAGUGGACGGCCGUGACGCCCAUGCGGACGGGCCAGUCGGAGGCUGGCUGCGCCCUGCUGGGGGACCGCAUUUACGUGGUGGGCGGAUACAACUGGCGGCUCAACAACGUGACGAGCCUGGUGCAGGUGUACAACGUCGGGACGGACGAGUGGGAGAGGGACUUGCACUUCCCGGCGUCAUUCGCCGGAGUGGGCUGCGCCGCGGUCAUCUUGCCGCAGCACGAGUUUGCGGGCGACGACGCUUAAGAGGCAAAGCCUGGUGGGGCAAUGUGCGGAGGGUGGCGACAAGGCUGGCAGCGGGCGCAUGAGGAUGGAGAAAGCGUGUUGAAGAAACAACUUUAAACGACUGUGGGCAAGUCGUUAAAACCGUGAUGCGUUGAUUUAAAAUCAACCUCUUUAUUUUUUUUGGGAAUGUAAGACAUUAAGUUGACUGAGAAAGCCAACUUUGUUACGUUUUAUUUGGUAAGAAAAUAGCUUUUAAGUCUGUCCUAAUUUGCUCGGUUAAUUCCAUUUGUAUCAAAUGGUUAUCUUGGUGGUUAUGUCACUUUUAAUAACUGAAUCCAAACACUGUUUGCUUGAGGUACAAUCCCGAAACCAAAGCUUCCCUUGCCGAUAUACGCAACGCUGCAGUAAGGUGAAUUUAAUAAGUGCUUUAAAAAUGUUGGCAUAAAACGCACCUCAAGACAAGAGUUCCACAUGAGCACCCAUUGGCAUAUUGCCGACAAACUAUGAAGUCACUGGCAGUUCAACUGCACCCAGCAGCAUUUAAAUUAUUGAACCAGCAAUGCAUGUGUAAAUAUACAUAAAUUGUAAUUAUUAUUUAUACAAACUGUAAUGUUACAUUAAGCCAAAUGGAGGGAACAAAACUAUACCAUUGAAAAAAAAAUCUGUAAUGGAGUUGUGACCCUGAAUUAUAAUAUUCACUAAAUCACCAGUGGGGUGAAUCCUGACAUGCCUUAGUAUUGUUUUCGAUGUGAAGGGGGACAGUCCAGUGGAGUACAAGGGCAUUGGAAAGGUGGGUGUUCUCCCCAAGAGGGAGCUCACACAAGCUGCUGGCAGCAGACGAGUUUGCAUGUGUGCAUGAGCAUCCCCUUUGUUUUGUCCAUGCCCUGACUGCAGACACUGCACAGCAUGAAGUUCAUAGAAGUUUGUUGUGCAUGUGUACUGCAUUUGCAGCCGUUUUGAAAUGAUUGGUUUUGUACAGUUGUAUAAAUGGUUUUUAAUUCAAUUAAAACAAUAAAACAGAA